AUGGAGGCGGUGCUGCUGGAGCACUUCCCCGCCGGGCUGGACGCCUUCCCGUCGGCGCCCUACUUCGACGACGAGGACUUCUUCAGCGACCCCUCCUCCCGCGACCCGCUGGAGGCCGACGAGCUGCUGGAGGACGAGGAGGCGGACUUCCCGGAGCCGCCCUUCCACGACUGCUGCCGCGCCGGCGCCGGCCAGGGGGGCCCGCCCGACGGCGCCUUCUGCUGCCCGCCCGGGGCGGCGGGCUGCGCCUUCUCGCCGCCCUCCGGCCUGGCCUACGAGUGCUGCGGGCGGGCGGCGUCGGGGAAGGCGCUGAGCGCGGCGCGGCGGCGGCGGCGGGUGCGCUCCGAGGCGGAGCUGCAGCAGCUGCGCCAGGCGGCCAACGUGCGCGAGCGGCGGCGCAUGCAGUCCAUCAACGACGCCUUCGAGGGGCUGCGCUCGCACAUCCCCACCCUGCCCUACGAGAAGCGCCUCUCCAAGGUGGACACGCUGCGUCUGGCCAUCGGCUACAUCAACUUCCUCAGCGAGCUGGUCCGCUCCGACCUGCCCCUGCGCGGCGCCGGCGGCCAGAGCCCCUGCCAGCCCAAGAAGGUCAUCAUCUGCCACCGGGGCACAAGAUCACCUUCUCCGAGCGACCCAGAUUACGGACUUCCUCCUCUGGCUGGACAUUCCCUGUCCUGGACUGACGAAAAACAGCUCAAGGAACAAAACAUUAUAAGGACUGCUAAAGUGUGGACCCCGGAAGACCCCAGAAAGCUAAACAAACAGCCUUCCCUCAACAACAUAGAAAACGAGCCCCCCUUUGACUUCCUAUCGUAA
This is a messenger RNA of Euleptes europaea (tarantolino), 816 nucleotides long. It is a transcript of the gene PTF1A, whose product is annotated as pancreas associated transcription factor 1a. NCBI's taxonomy places the organism in Eukaryota, Metazoa, Chordata, Lepidosauria, Squamata, Sphaerodactylidae. Gene Ontology annotation, biological process: regulation of transcription by RNA polymerase II; developmental process. The record is from RefSeq and is a predicted model, not a curated record. Gene Ontology annotation, molecular function: protein dimerization activity; DNA-binding transcription factor activity, RNA polymerase II-specific; RNA polymerase II transcription regulatory region sequence-specific DNA binding. The transcript has 2 exons. The coding region runs from base 1 to 816 and encodes 271 amino acids.